Molecule: messenger RNA, 855 nt
Organism: Mesorhabditis spiculigera
Lineage: Eukaryota; Metazoa; Nematoda; Chromadorea; Rhabditida; Rhabditidae
Source: the annotation of a GenBank genome assembly
AUGCUCAUUUUCCUGCUACAAUUCUACGUGAUAAUUCGUACUAUUAUCACCGAAUGUAUAUUUUCGGUCUUCAAAUUUUGGGCCCCAAUCGGUUGGUAUCCACGAAAGAAAAUACAGGGUCAGACAGUACUAUUGACGGGUGCAGCAAAUGGCAUUGGAAGGGAAGUGGCUAGACGAUUGGCCGAUUGUAAGGUUAAUCUGAUACUAUGGGAUGUGGAUGGGAAAAAUUUGGAGAAAACGAGAGCACUUUGUGAGAGAGAAGGAACUGAGGUUCGUGCCUAUGAUGUGGAUAUUACAAAUCAAAAAGAGGUCAACUUUGGUCUAUUAGAAAUUCAAAAGGAAUUCGGGCUGGUUGAUAUUUUGAUUAAUAAUGCAGGCAGAUGCUCGUUCACUAAAUUUGUUGAUAUGACCAAGGAAAGACUUCAAACACAAAUUCUGCUAAAUUUUGUGGCGCCCAUGAUGUUAAUAAAAGCAGUAUUACCGCAUAUGAUGGAGAAAAAUAAGGGCCAUAUUGUAGCCACCUGCUCAAGUCGUGCCUUGGUUGGUAAAGGAAUAAUCGCCGACUACUCGGCCGAAAAACAAGCAUUAUUCGGUUUAAUGGAGUCGUUAGAAGAUGAAAUGUGGAUGUUCGGCAAGCGGAAUAUCAAGUUCACCUCCGUCUGUCCACUUCUCACAAAAACGAAUAUGACAAAACCUCUAGGUGAUCGCUUGGCGUUAUUAUCUCCGGCUGAGGUGGCUGAAUAUUAUGUGGAUGCGAUAUUGUGUGAAAAGCGGGUAGCCGUGGUGCCGAGGCGCGGCAUUAUUUCAUAUUGGAUCAAAUGCUUUCUUCCUGCACCGGUGUACCAAAUUUUUACA